Molecule: messenger RNA, 3800 nt
Organism: Nezara viridula (southern green stink bug)
Lineage: Eukaryota; Metazoa; Arthropoda; Insecta; Hemiptera; Pentatomidae
Source: the annotation of a GenBank genome assembly
GAAGGUUGUAAUUUUCACAGGAAUUGAUGUGUUUAAGUUUGUUUUGAUUGUGUUGAGUUCGGAUUAUUUUCCAGUUAAAUUGUCUCAAGCUCGAUUUCUCUUGAUGAAUAAAGUUUCGCUGUUGCUCUAGCCGAACCUGCUUAAAAUGUCAAAUGAACUAAUGACGCUUGUAUUUACCACAUACUUUCCAAGUGACUAAUAGGGUUGUGAAUUCCUAUGUAACGCUCUACGAGGAAUAAUGACAUGAUUUCUUCUGAAAUCUGUUUAGUGUAGUGUUGUUUUAGUUAAUUAAUUGUAUGAAGGAGAUUGUGAUGUCUCACAUAAGUUGCCAAAUUCAUAGUAAUAUGAAAAAGUUGUGAUAACAGUGUUGAGUGCAAUGCCUUUCAAGUUUCGCCUUAAAAAAAGUCGACAAUACAAUGUUGUUUCCAAAUCUUUAUUUGUCAUUUGUGUUGAACUGUUGGAUGGAGCUACAAUUGAGUGUACACUCUCCUCUGAGAGUGUUGGGAGAGAAUGUCUUGACAAUGUUUGCCAGAGGUUGGGACUUCAGCAGCCUGAAUUUUUUGGACUUCGUUACGUGAACAGGCAUGGAGCCCCGAGGUGGGUAGAAAUGGAGAGACCAGUUAAGAAACAGUUAGAUAAAUAUGCUAAGGAACCUAAUUUAUACCUCCGAGUUAUGUACUAUGUAAAUGGAAUUAGUCUAAUUCAGGAUGAAAUGACCAGGUACCAUUAUUUCCUCCAACUGAAAAAAGAUGUAAUUGAAGGGAGAAUCAACUGUACUUUGAAACAAGCCACUACACUAGCAAGUUAUUGCAUGCAAGCUGAAUUUGGAAAUCAUGAUCUGGAAAGGCACACUGCUGAAUAUCUUAAAGAUUUCGCACUAUUUCCUACGCAUUUGCUACAAGAAGGUCAUUUGGAAACAUUGACAAAAGCUGUGAUAUUGCAACAUGCUGAAUUAGCUGGUCUUCCGCAAGGAACUGCUGAAGAAUACUAUAUUUUAGCAGCUCAACAAUUGGAGGGAUAUGGACAGGAAACAUUUCUUGCUAAGGAUGACUGUGGAAAUGAAGUCGUUAUAGGUGUUGCCCUCAUAGGUAUAUACGUUAUGUAUGACAAUAACAACCAUCACCAACCAAAGAUAUACCAGUGGAAGGAUAUCACAAAUGUCAUUAAUCAUAAAAGACAUUUCGGUAUGGAGCUUCAUGAACAAGCUGACCCUGUACAGUUUCAGUUGCCCGAUAUUGAAACAGCUAAAUAUAUCUGGAGAAUGUGUGUCCAUCAACACACAUUCUUUGUUCAAAACGAAUCAGCUUCUUCAUCUGAACCAGUUAAUACCACACAGGCUGUACGAAAUUUAUUUUCACAGUUAAGAAAUGAUGAUGGGCAAGUAGCAAGUAGUCAUGAGGAAUUAGAUCGAGUAGACAAUGUACCUGUCGAAAGGCUAAGAGCUCAGUCGACUUCUUGUUUAGAUUUAGCACAUUCUAGUCGGAAUGAUAUUGACAGGCUUAGAGCGAUGCUUCCGUCUUAUCGACCUGCACCUGACUAUGAGACAGCAAUACAACAGAAGUAUAGGGGUCAUGCUGUUCUCUAUAGUAGUCAACCAGAGAUACAUCAAACCAAUCUUCAUGAGAAUGUCAUUAUUUCUGAUAUGAGAUCUUACGGAAAUGCUUACAAACACUUCCCCGAUGUUGCUAGAGUGGACAGGGUUUAUGUUGAGCAGCCUGAAGAAAAUCACAGGCCACAUAACUUACCUACUCUGCACACAUAUAGCACUCCUGAUUUGGACGGUAACGAAGGUGGAGUGGUGGUCCAGCUUUACAAGCCCCCUCCACCGUACAGACCAAACAGUAACUCCACCCCAGACCUUGCUUCACAGCCCCUCCAACCUACGCACACAUUUAUCAGCACGCAGCACUUGGACGAUGUUGGUGGAAACAAUAUCGUCUACUACAUGGGAAGAGGGAAUGCUGUACUCCAUCAACCUUCCGGGCAGCCUCAGCCAGCAAUGAGGCAGUUCUCUCACAGGCAAGAACCGAUUUAUGAGAACAUCCCCCUCAAUUGGACUCCUGAAGGCAAUGAACCAAGAAGCCGUGCUGCCAGCAUACAGUCCGCACCUGAAAUGAGAAUACCUCAAGAGCAGUUCAAAGCGAACCAGCAUCAAAACCAUCAGCCUCCUCAGCACAACCAUCAACCCCAACACAACCACCAGUCGCCCCAACAAAAUAUCCAGAACAACCACCAGCCUCAGUCGCAGCAGGCCAUGCAGCAUAACCACCAGUCCCAAACACAGCUCAACCAGCAAUCGCAUCAGCUUGUUGCGCUCCAGCCAUCCCAGCAGCAGGGGUCGUCACCCAGCCACGACAGGAUUCAUGGCUUCAAUGUUUCUGUUGAUUCUUCAACGAGGAGCAGCGAUGGUUCGCAGAGUGGCACUCUCGGGAAGACUGGGAAGGGCAAGGGGAGGAAAUGGGCAAACUUACUUGGCUCUGGUGGGAAGAACAAACAGGCAACGUUACCCAAGCAGAGUGAGUCCAUCAGGGUUCCACUCCCUACGACGAUAACCAAAGAGGCCAUGUGUCAAUUGCUGGAAAAAAAACUUUUAGAUUAUCCUCGUAGUACACUAUUCUUAGAGUUUGAAAAAAUUGGAAAACAGAAAAAUAACUGUGAUUUUGCCACUGCCUCUUUAUCCGAGAAUAUUGCGAGGAACAGAUUCAAUGAUGUUCUUCCUUAUGAAGAGACCCGAGUGAGGUUAUCUCCCAGUAAAGAAAACAAAUAUGGUUACAUAAACGCUUCACACAUCACUGCUACAGUUGGAACACAGCAAAGGUUUUACAUUGCUGCUCAGAGCCCGCUGACUUCUACCAUCAGAGAGUUUUGGCAGAUGAUUUGGGAAUGUGAAGUGUACCUGGUUGUGUCCUUGCCUGCUCCAGGAGAAGAGAUUGCACCGUAUCUCCCUACCCCAGAUAGGAUUCUCCACGCAGGAAAGUUCGAGGUUAUGUGCCAAUUUUCUCAAGCGACUGGACAUUGUGCGACAAGUAAAUUGAGAAUUCAGGAUGUGGACAGCAAGUCUUUCAGAGGUAUUUGGCACCUUCAGUACACUGAGUGGGGCCAUCAGGGGUGCCCUAAUGCUGUCCCACAUUUCUUAGGUUUCUUGGAGGAGGUAAGCUCUGUGAGACAGCACACUAUGACUGAGAUACCUGGUGGUCAUAACAGAAACCCACCGGCCCUGGUUCACUGCAGCAGUGGUGUCGGUCCCACGGCUGUCACCAUACUCAGCGACCUGCUUCUCUUUACAAUAGACCACAAUCAGGAACUCGAUAUCCCAAGAGUUGUGCACCUCCUGCGUCAGCAAAGGAUGUUAAUGAUACAGAAUAUAUCACAAUACAGUUUUGUACAUAGACUAUUGAUAUACUAUUUGAAAAAUUCAAGGCUUAUCUAAGUUUAGGUUUUGUUAUAUUUAAGAAAUGAGUGGCAUAGCAUUAAAAUGUAUAGCUAGACUGUUAAUAAUGACAGUCAACCAUUAUAUAAGACUAAUAUUGUUAUGAUAAACAACCUUAUUUAGGUUAUUCAUUUUUUUGUGAGAUUUUUAUAUUAAUAUUUUUAUUUAUUUUUUUUAUCUAUACAAAAAGGAAACAAUUUAUAUAUGACUGCCUUUUAAUAAUAAUAAUAAUAAUUAAAGAAUCUAUUGAAUAGGAUGACCAAUUGAGGACUGGAAUUUACAUUAAUAGCAAUCCAAUUUGUUUUUGAUGCACUGAAUAUUUCAUGUGGCGAUAGUUUUUUUUUCAUACAUGUCUUUAUUCUCUCUGCUU